Messenger RNA from Colletotrichum acutatum, 1230 nucleotides. Its product is annotated as Snf7 family protein. The transcript is spliced from 5 exons. The record is from RefSeq and is a predicted model, not a curated record. Gene Ontology annotation, cellular component: ESCRT III complex; multivesicular body. Gene Ontology annotation, biological process: endosome transport via multivesicular body sorting pathway; protein transport; late endosome to vacuole transport. NCBI's taxonomy places the organism in Eukaryota, Fungi, Ascomycota, Sordariomycetes, Glomerellales, Glomerellaceae. The coding region runs from base 273 to 953 and encodes 226 amino acids.
CUUUCAGCGGGUCAGCGCAACCGGUCUGAGCAGUCAGUCACCACUCACCAGUGGUUUCCUUGGAAGUUACCUGACGCUUGUGCCAAGCUAUUGUACGUACCCUUGUCCGUUACGUGAGUACCAGGCAACCCGAAUAUCAAUCAACCUCCACUAUCAACUCCUCUCCACGAUAGCUACACAAUCGCUACCAUCGAUCUUUUGAGUGCCUCACCGUUGCCAUUCCAAUACACGACGCUUCAUCCGCUCCGAAACGAUUGUUCCCAGCCGCCACGAUGAACAUUCUAGAAUGGGCGUUUGGCAAGCGAAUGACGCCAGCAGAGCGUCUGCGCAAGAACCAGCGCAUGCUCGAUAAGGCGAUCCGAGAAUUGGACCAGGUCCGAACCAAGUUGGAGAAGCAGGAGAAGCAGUUGAUUACCCAAAUCAAGCAAAGUGCUCAGAAGGGACAGAUGGGCGCCUGCAAGAUCCAGGCCAAGGACUUGGUCCGGACAAGAAGGUACAUCGAGAAAUUUUACGGCAUGCGCAGUCAACUGCAAAAGAUCUCUCUCCGGCUUCAGACAUACCGCACCAACGAACAAAUGAUGACGGCCAUGAAGGGCGCAACCCAAGCCCUCGGCACCAUGAACCGAUCGAUGAACCUCCCCGCUCUUCAACGCAUCGCAAUGGAGUUCGAGCGCGAGAACGACAUUAUGGACCAGAGACAGGAGAUGAUGGAUGACGUUAUGGACGAUGCCAUGGAUGUUGGUGCCGAAGAGGAAGGCGAGGAAGUUGUCGAGCAAGUCCUGGAAGAAAUUGGAGUUGACUUGACAUCAGCGCUGGGCGAAACACCGUCUGGGAUGCAAACUGCGGCCGUACCCGAAGGCAGAAUUGCCCAAGCAGUUGGAGGAGGUGGAGGCGGAGGUGCGGAUCCCGGCGACGACGACCUUCAGGCCCGCCUCGACAGUCUUCGGCGGUAGCCACAGCAAUGGAGGGGCUGGUAGAGUGAUGACGAUAUUUUGCGGACGACAGCGAUGUAUGAGGGAGAUAACGGAGCAGCCAGUUUGUUUUGUCACAUAUGGAACGGCGUUCCAGGAUAAGGGAAGGCGAACUUUUUCUCAAGCAAGGCUUCUAAAUAUGCAAUACGUCUACUUCAAUGGGAGUUGCCGUGAACGAGCCGUGAAAUGCUGUUUAGGAGGUGGCAUCGGAACAAUGCGCUAUUCGUCUACAACCAGUGCCGGUCCUUAUAGUGUGGUG